GGCAAUAGCAGUAGCUUUAUUUACAGAUUUUUCGGCAUUUGCAAAGAUGGGGGUUACAGGACUUUGGAGUAUUCUAAGUGAGCUAUGUGAAAGAAAGGAUAUCAAUUAUUUAUGUGAUAAAAGAGUUGCAGUUGAUUUAAGUGGAUGGGUGGUUCAGGCUAUUCAGUGCAAAGGCUUGAACACAGUAAAAAAUCCUCAUCUGAGAAACUUGUUUUGUCGAGUAUCUGCUCUUUUAUUAAAUGGGGCGCAUCCAGUUUUUGUUCUAGAAGGUAAAAUCCCUGAUUUGAAGCAAGAUACAUACAAGAAAAGGAAUUAUCAAGGAAAUAACAGCAGUGAUAAUGUAUCAAGACCAUAUUUUGAUAAAGUUCUAAAUCAGUGUCAUGAUUUGCUGAAGUCCUUAGGAGUACCCUGUAUCAAAAGUUCUGGUGAAGCUGAAGCUUUUUGUGCAUUUUUAUGUACUAAAGGGAUUGUUGAUGGUGUGAUCACAAAUGAUAAUGAUGCACUUUUAUAUGGAGCAGAUACAGUUUAUAGAGAUUUUUCUAUUGAUCCAAAAGAUCCCCAUAUGAAUAUGUAUUCUUUGAAAUCAGAAAAAAACAAGCUGCAGUUGAAUCAACAAAACUUAAUAGCAUUAGCAUUACUACUAGGAUGUGAUUAUGUAAGUGGUGUGCCAGGAGUUGGUAAAGAAGCUGCUUUGAAACUUUUCAAAGAACUUGAAGGUUGUGAUCUUCUGCAAAGAUUUCAGGAUUGGAAACAGAAAAGUGAAUCUGAGCUUUUUCCAGGAUAUGAAGCAGAUGUAAAAAAGAAAGAAACUCAUUGUACACGUUGUUCCCAUUUGGGAUCAACUACAAAGCAUAAGAAAGAAGGAUGUAACAUGUGUGACAGCAAAAUAACUUGCUACGAAACUGAUCCAGAAAAUCCAUGUAAAUGCAACUGGCAUAAAAACAAUGAUGUUAGACAAAAAAAGAAAAAUGAACUCAAAGUGUAUGCUGCUGCAAAAAACAUAUCUGACUUUCCUAGUGCUAAGGUUAUUGAAGAAUACAUGAAAUUUAAUGAUGAAAUUCCAGAUGAAGAUUUAUUAGACUGGCAAUGCCCAGAUUUAAGACAGUUUCAGGACAAAGCAUUCCACUACUUAGGUUGGACUUUUCAACAUAGUUUUGAAAAAUGUUUCCCUAUCAUCACAUCAUGGCAACAGUUUAAGCUGAGUAGAGGCAAUCACAUCAAUGAGAUAACACUGUUGUAUAAUCCCAUUCAAAUUUUGAAAGCCUGUACAGUCAAAGGAGAAGAUUGUUUAAAAGUGCAAUGGGUGCCAGUAGAUGGUGAUAAUUCUUCCGAUACAGAUGAAGAAAAUUUCUGCGCCAUAGAGUUUGAAAAUAGAUUCAAGAAAUCAUAUCCUAAUUUAGUUGAUGAGUAUUACUGUUCAAUAGAAAAAUCUAAACCUCAACCAAAAACUAAAUCCAAGAAAUUAGUCAAAGAACAGAAGACAAAGAUGACUGACUUCUUUUCUGUUAAAACCAAUACUGGAUCUGGGAAAUCAGAGAAAAUUAAUGUUAAAGAUUCUGAGGAUAGUGAAACAGGAACUCUAGAGCAAAAUGCUGAUGACUAUGAACCUGAUUGCAAGAAACAAUGUUUAACAAUAUAAUUUUAUAGAACUUUUUUAUAUAAUUUUUGUAUUUACAUCAAGUGUUAUGUAUUUUUUUUAAUGUACAGUUGCUUAAAAUGUAUGUUUUAUUCGGGUUUACAUAUUAUAUGUAAUCAACCUUUAUCAUGAUCAUCAGUAAUCAAAACUUCUUCUCGUAUUCAAGAAGUUUUAUUUGUAAAUAUUUUCUAAAAUUAGCUAGUCAUUUUUGGAUUAAAAUCAGAAGUCUCUCAGUUUAUAAAAGCUUAUUAUUUUUGUAACAUUUGUUCUGCUACUUCUUAAUUUAAAAUGUUAAUUACUCUACAUUGUUGAGCUAAUACAUUAUUUUUCCAUGUAAGUAUUAAAAACAGAUCUAAUUUUUUAAAUAAGUUUUAAAGGCAUAUUUUAUCUAAAAAUUGCUUAUUUUAUCCACAUGAAUUAUAAUUUGCUUUGAAUAUUCCACAUUAUUUCCAAAAUGUAGGGAAGAUGUGUGGAAAUUUGCUUAGAUUUUUUCUGUUCUCUGUAAACACUUAAUUUGGCAGAAGUAUAGUUUAUUUCUGCUGCUAAGUAGUGUUAUAGUUUGUAGCAAAUUACUCUUUAUAGGGAAUAUGACAUCUUUUGGGGGAAGUAAUCUAAUUUAUCUCAAAGUAUAGUUGAAAAGGCCAUUUCUGAAAUGUGUGUUUGUUGAACAGAAUUAUGACAUACUGAAGCAUAGAUGAAUCAAUAAAAUCUGUCUUAAGAUUUGCUUUGCCUGUUUAAAUAACUUGUAAUUUUAUAUAUUCUA
Molecule: messenger RNA, 2399 nt
Organism: Argiope bruennichi
Lineage: Eukaryota; Metazoa; Arthropoda; Arachnida; Araneae; Araneidae
Gene: Gen
Product: flap endonuclease GEN homolog 1-like
Exons: 14
Coding region: 47-1639 (530 amino acids)
Molecular function (GO): four-way junction DNA binding; 5'-flap endonuclease activity
Source: RefSeq, a predicted model, not a curated record